Scylla paramamosain (green mud crab) is the source of this 2438-nucleotide messenger RNA. RefSeq lists its product as uncharacterized. The record is from RefSeq and is a predicted model, not a curated record. Gene Ontology annotation, molecular function: L-amino acid transmembrane transporter activity. Gene Ontology annotation, biological process: amino acid transmembrane transport. NCBI's taxonomy places the organism in Eukaryota, Metazoa, Arthropoda, Malacostraca, Decapoda, Portunidae. Gene Ontology annotation, cellular component: vacuolar membrane.
CAGUCUCAAGCUUCCUCGGUGAUGUGCCGAGGGAUGCCGGGCGUUGCUGGGCUGAUGGCUGGAAGUGUGUGACCUGUGCGUACUGAAGCGUUGUGAUACGAGGAAAGGGAAGACGACCAUGAAGCAGUGGCCGCAGGAAGAGACUUUUGACGCCUCUCUCUCUUACCUCUCCCUCACGCCGCGCCCGACUCACUCCCCCUCCGCCAUGGUCCUGUCUCCCGGGAAGAUCACGGAGAAGACCGGCCUCCUCUCAGGGCUGUGGAGGAAGGGAAAGAACUCAGACUCCCCCACCGUAAAUCCCCCGCCGCAUUAUGGAGGAACUGAUCCACCUAGCGGAGAGUCAGCCCUGGUGUGUAGCGGAGAGCAUGGACGGGCGCAGAAAGGUCUUGGCGUGAUGCUUACCUCCUUCUUCCUGGUGGCUCAGGUGGCCGGAGUGGGCCUGCUGGCUCUCCCGUGGGCUAUCGCGCAAACAGGCUGGGGUGGGCUGGGGCUGCUGACUGGCCUGGGAGUGUGCGUGGGCGUGUGUGGGGUUCACCUAGGCACGUGCUGGGUCAUCCUGGAGGAGCGGUGGCCGGAGUACCAGAGGGCGUGUCGGAAGCCUUACCCUGCCAUGGCCCUACGCACCCUUGGCAAGCCCGGCUGGUACAUCGUGAACACAGUGCAGUGUGUCACUCUCUUCGGCGUGUCCAUCGUGACCAUUCUCCUGUCAGCUGAGAUCGUGGAGUCUGUGCUGAUGCCACUGCUGCCCAACGUGACGGUGUGCACGUGGCUGGUGGUGUGCGGCGUGGUGCUGGUGCCUCUCUCCUGGCUGGGUACGCCGAAGGAGUUUUGGCAUGUGUCCGUGCUGGCCCUGGUGGCGGCGGUGGCGGCAGUGGUGGUGGUGAUUAUUAAGAUCUUGCUCGAGCCGCUGGCGCCGGGGGACGCUGCACGCCGUGCCCACCGUCCAGUCCUUCUUCCUGGGCUUCGGGCCAUCAUGUUCUCCUUUGGCGGCGCCAUCGUCUUCCCCACCAUCCAGAACGACAUGUCUGACCGCACCAAAUUCCCGCUCGCCAUCGUGGUGUCCUUCUGUGCUCUCCUCGUGUUGUACCUGCCCGUUGCCGCGCUCGGGUACAUGCAGUUCGGCACGUAUGUGGACACGAACAUCCUGCUGAUGGUGCAUGGCCCGUCUGUCACGGUGGUGGAGGUGCUCAUGCUGCUCAACAACCUUUUCACCUACGUACUCAUCAUGAAUCCACUCUCCCAGUCCCUAGAGGAGGCCGUCAACCUUCCUACCAGGUUCGGGUGGCGGCGGUGCAUCCUGAGGACCAGCCUGGUGGUGAUCGGCGUGCUGGUUGGCCUGGCAGUGAAGAACUUUGGACGCAUUCUGAACUUGAUUGGAAGCUUCUCCGUGCCGUUACUCUCCUUCGUCCUGCCUCCCAUUUUCUACAUUCGCCUCUGUGACUCCAAGGAAAACAGCAACUGGCCCAAAAGGAAUCUGACGUCCCUUCACCGCGCCAUGCUGUGCCUGCUGGUGAUCGUGGGGUCAAGCUGCAGCCUAGUGGCCACCUGGACCUCCCUUGAAGCUCUCCUCUCACCCUCCGACUCUGCGCUGAACUGCUUCGAAGUAUAAGCUUUACUAGCUUAUCUUUCUCCUGCUGUUGCUGCUGUUGUUGCUUCCUGGGAUACAUUACGAGGACACUUUCUGCCCCCGCUGCUGUUGCUGUUGCUGCUGCCGACCUGAUUCCCAACUGGGUGCGUGUGAAACUGACUGGUCUCUACUGAGUGUGGCUGAAGAAGAAGGCGUCAACCAAAGCUGGUGGUUGUCGCAUUGGCAUAGAGAGCAGUGAACGAGUUCACCGUCCAGCUCCAGUAUGGAUCAUUGGAGAGUUAUGCCGUCGUUUGUACCCUGCAUCACACUGUAAGCUAGUGAAGCAUUAGUCGUGGCAUUCACAAUUACCAUCUGACGCUCCGGUAGGACCCUACGGCCGACGAGGCGGGUGCAAUGAGGGUUGUUAGUCUAGGUAGCGACCCUGGGGAGCGCCAGGCAAGGGCUGAGUAAGAUUUGAAGUCUGGAGCUUUUUAUUUUACUUCAUUUUCAUUAUUGUUACUGUUAAAUAUAGUUCCUGCAAUCCUUGAGGAGGCCUGCCAUGAGCCGGCUGUGACACGCGUUAUAAUAGCGCCUGACAUGACAGCAGGCGAGCACAGUGUCACCACUGCGAUACACUACUGUACAUUGCGGGCAAUUCAUCAUCACCACCAUUAUGUUACGUCACAUCACGUAUGACUCAAGGUACGUCACCACCUGUUUGUAUCAUGACGUCACAAGGAAAGAGUCUCCAUUUUAAGUUCAAUAUUCACACAAGUACUUUAUAUAAACUUGUACAUCAUUCCCAUGCAAGACAGUCGUGUUACUCCGCCGCCGUGCGUUCUUUUGAAACAAUAAAGAAUCAUUAUGUGAA